CCGCCGGGUCUCCCCGGAAGUUCCGAAUCACCGGUACUGGAAGGUGCAGCAAGUGCUUCCUGGAUCGCCGCGGAGGUCACGAGUAAUGUGACAGCGACUUGACAGGCGGCUUCAGAGAGGCGACUGAACUGCGGGAACACCCGGGCAGGUCUUCCCAGGCUGGAGCGCGCGCGCGUCUGCAGAGGAGUGGAGAUUGAUUCUGCGAGAGGAAGGGGUUCAUCAUGGCGGAUGAUCUAAAACGAUUCCUGUACAAAAAGUUGCCAAGUGUCGAAGGGCUCCAUGCAAUCGUUGUGUCCGAUAGAGACGGGGUGCCCGUUAUUAAAGUGGCUAACGACAGUGCUCCGGAGCAUGCCCUGAGGCCUGGUUUCUUAUCCACCUUCGCCCUCGCCACAGACCAAGGCAGCAAGCUUGGACUCUCAAAAAAUAAAAGCAUCAUCUGCUACUAUAACACCUACCAGGUGGUUCAGUUCAAUCGUUUGCCUCUGGUGGUGAGUUUCAUAGCCAGCAGUAAUGCCAACACAGGACUAAUUGUCAGCCUAGAAAAGGAGCUGGCUCCGUUGUUUGAAGAGCUGAUAAAGGUUGUGGAAGUGUCUUAAUCCAGCGGGUCUGUGACGCUCACCCUGGCCCCAGGGCAGUAGCCCUGGCCCAGGCCGGCAGGCUUCAGUCCACAGUCCCCUUGUAUCUAUGUAUUCAAAAGGCCGCUUUUCCACAGUACACUAAAGAAGAGCCUAUCGCUAUAAUUUAUAGACAGAUCAACUGUUAUAUUUAUGUGUAUAAAAUCUUUUCUUACUUAGUGAGAUCUGGGAACGCCACAGAAAUGGUUCAUUCUAUUGCAGCUCCCAUGGAGUUAGUGUGGGUGCCCGAGAGUGGGUGGGAUCUGUCCCGACGGACGGACGGAUGGACGGACGGACGGAUGGACGGACGGAGCGUAGGGCGGGAACGGUCCCGGGAAGCCCUGUGCCAGCAAGCGCACCUGCCGACCUCUGCUCCACUCCAUAAGCCUCGGACCCUUUUACUGAGAGGAAGAAUGAGGUCAUAUUUUUCUUCAGAUUAUAUUUUAUUUCUUCGCAUUGUGAGGAAGAUGAAAUGGCUUAGUAAAAAUAAUUAAGUACAAUCACUAACUUCGCUCCAUCUGUGUUCUCAGUGUCGCUAAACAUUUACUAAUGGAUCUGAGUCUUCAGGGUGCUCUUCAGUGAGAACAAAUCACUGCUUAGGAUUUCUCUUCUGCUUUCCUGUAACUGUGCUUCCACGAUGGUGUUCUUUGUACAAUUGAAAUGCAUGUUACUGAAUUCUGUUUCCUUAUCAGUAUGUAUAUAAAAAUGACAGAAUCGCCAUUUUUUAUACAUGAGUAUAAAUAAAAUAG
This is a messenger RNA of Apodemus sylvaticus (European woodmouse), 1363 nucleotides long. It is a transcript of the gene Lamtor3, whose product is annotated as late endosomal/lysosomal adaptor, MAPK and MTOR activator 3. Gene Ontology annotation, cellular component: Ragulator complex. The transcript is spliced from 7 exons. The record is from RefSeq and is a predicted model, not a curated record. Bases 222 to 596 code for a protein of 124 amino acids. NCBI's taxonomy places the organism in Eukaryota, Metazoa, Chordata, Mammalia, Rodentia, Muridae. Gene Ontology annotation, biological process: positive regulation of TOR signaling; cellular response to amino acid stimulus.